Molecule: messenger RNA, 2445 nt
Organism: Parnassius apollo (apollo)
Lineage: Eukaryota; Metazoa; Arthropoda; Insecta; Lepidoptera; Papilionidae
Source: the annotation of a GenBank genome assembly
AUGAAUUGCUCUGCCUGCAAUAAGAAGCUACUUCGCACUGAUCGCUACUUAGCAUGUAAUCACUGUCGUUCAAAAUAUCAUAUUGAGUGCCUAAAUUUAAGUAAAGAACAAUUUACGGCUUUGACUACUGAAUAUAAAUCAAAGUGGAUGUGUCCAUCUUGUAGUAAUAUAACUAAACGUAAACAAUCGAAUGUCAAUACGCCUGUCCAACAAACGCUUGUACCACUCGUAGAGAAACCAUUGAAUUCGCCCCUUGAAAAUUCAAGCUGUUCAUCAACCGAUUCCCAAUUAUUUUCCUCAAACGACGACAAUCUCGUCACCAUGGGUAAAAUUAGUACCUUAUUGGAUAAAAAACUUAAUAAUUAUCUAUCGGAUUUCGUGGAAAGUUUUAGAAAAGCAUUGAAGGAUGACGUCAAAAACCUAGUACAAGCGGAGAUGGACUCAGUUGUGCAGCAGCUUAAAGACGAUUUUACUGUAACCACUAACUUUAUAUGUGAUGAACAGUCUUCCCUAAAGCAAGAAAUUGAAAAUAAGAGUCACAUAAUAAAACACCUAGAAUCUGAAACUCUGCGAUUUCAAAAGGAGAUUAAUGUUCUGACCAAUCGUUUAACAUCAAUUGAAAAAAUUUCCCGUAGCAAAAAUAUUGAAAUUCAGUUAGUACCAGAAAGUCGAAAUGAAAAUCCAAUGCUGUUAUUCCGCAACCUGUGUAAAACAGUAAAUAUUCAAAUAGAUGAUGAGAACAUUCAUUCUUGCCGUAGAGUUGCCAAAUACGACAUCUCCUCCGAACGCCCUAGAAAUAUUCUUGUAACUCUCAUCAACCCACGCUUACGGGACCAAGUUCUCUCCGCAUGUUAUCGUUAUAAUAAAGCCAAUAAAGACAAUCCCUUGAAUACCAACAACAUCGGAUUAAAUUGCGAAAAGCGAAAAAUUUAUGUGACUGAACAUCUUUCUCCGGAAUAUAUUGAUAGCAUGACUGACGCAUUUUACGCAGAGCUUAGGAAUAUUAUUGCAAAACAUACACCUAUGACCAAAAUUGACACAAACAACUAUCCAGUAUGGUUCACACCUGCUUUAAGGCAAAGCUUAGAAGAAAAACUAAAAUAUCAUCGUCGUUUCAAAAAAUAUAAGAAUCCUCGGGAUUAUGAUACAUUUUCCAUGUUACGCAACAGAUGUAAAAAACUUAUUAAAAAUGACUAUAAAAAUUUUGUAUCGUCCGUCGAAUCUUCUUUAGUUGACGACACAAAAUUCUUUUGGCGUUUUGUCAAUGACAAGAAAAAUAAUGCUAAUAGCAUUCCCAAAAUGAUGAAAUAUGGUAAUCACACCUCCUCCGAUGAAAAAGAAAUAUGUGAGCUUUUCUCUAAUUAUUUCAGUUCUGUUUUUGCAAACCCAGAGGAGACAAUCUUACAUUCUCACAAUGAAUUAUCCAAUCGUAGUAAUUGUACCCUAAGUGAUAUCACAAUCACACCAGACCACAUACAGCAAAAGAUCGCGAAAUUAGACCAAAGAAAAGGCUCUGGACCAGAUGGUAUUCCUCCUUUAUUCAUUAAGAAAUGCGGGAAGGAAUUAAGUAAUCCCUUGUGUAUUAUAUUUAAUGCAUCCAUUAAGGCAGCCCUACCUAACAAGGAAUCUGUUGUAAUCGCAGGCCGGUAUAUAAGCGUGUCCUUGAUGAGCUUUUUGACAAUCAAUCGAAGAACUUCACCAAGGUACAAAAUGGAAGUACACUACAGGAUAGCGUUUAUCAUUUCUCUUCACGCAAUCAUUUGUGACGCCUCAUCACCAACCACGAAAGAACUUAGAACCGGUGCGCUGCUGCUUCCAGAAAAAAUCAUAGGCGGCGUGAUAGACAUAGUACAUAGUCAUAAGAAUAAGCCUGUCAGCCAGCCUAUGAACCAGCCAGCUCCUCAAGGAUAUCCCCUGCAGUACCCACAGUACCAGCAGUGGAAUGGCCAAAACAACUACCAAAACCCUGGACUCUCUUCACAGUACCAAGGACAGUACAGUAAUUACGUCCAACAAAACGGUUACCAAGGUCCUAAUUACCCACAAAAUGGUGGAAGCUUCUCCGGUAAUUCUGGUCAAAUGUAUCCCACCUAUCAAGGUUUUAGCAAUGUUCAAGGUCAGAACCAAGGACAAUACCAAUCAAACUACCAACAGCCAAACGGACAGUAUCAGCAAACUCAAUUCCAAGCACAGCAAGGUACUGGCCAGUACCAGGGGCAACACAAUGGCCAGUACUAUGGACAGACAACGCAAGUUUCCCAGGCGUCUGGUGCUGGACAGUUCGGAGGUGGAAGUCAAGGUUUUCAAGUACCUGGGGGCAGUCAAGUUAGCGGUGGUGCCCCUGUACCCGCCUGUGUUUGCAAGUCAUGGACAAAGCCGCAGUCCGAACUGAUGAAAGGCAGUCCUGUAAUGGAGAAAAUCGAUAAAUAUCAAGAUCAACAAUGA